GGCUGCUUGCCUGCUGCUUGUGCUUACGCUGGCUUCUGCAGAAGGUGUGACGUUUCGCUUUGCAUCCUAUUAUGGUGACCACAUGGUAUUACAGAAGAAACCAGCCGGCGCAGUGGUAUGGGGCUACGGGGAAGCUGGCGCUAAUGUUACCGUGUCUCUUUCCAAAGAAAGCAAAGUAAUAAUGAAGAAAAUGGCACAAGUUGAAGAGCACUCUGGGACCUGGAAAGUUGUACUGGCUCCUACGGACCAUGGUGGCCCUUAUAGUGUGAUGGCAGAGCAGCAUUCCAGGGAAGAGCCAAAGAAUCUGACGCUGCGGGAUAUCUACUUUGGAGACGUCUGGCUCUGCAGUGGGCAAAGUAACAUGGAGAUGACAGUUUCCCAGAUAAUCAAUGCCAGUAGGGAGCUCUCCGAGGCACCUCUCUAUCCAUAUGUCCGUGUGUUCACGGCCUCUCUUAUUCAGUCUGAAGUGGAAUUGCAGGACCUGGCGAAGAUUGACUUGGAGUGGUCUAUACCGACAGCUGAAAACUUGGGUCACGGGAACUUCAGCUACUUCUCAGCUGUGUGUUGGCUGUUUGGCCGUCACUUGUAUGAGACGCUCCGGUACCCCAUAGGAUUAGUGGAGUCCUCCUGGGGAGGGAGCUGCAUUGAAUCCUGGUCCUCAGGAAGGGUGCUGCAGGAGUGCGGGCUCACAGGCGAAGCCAGUCGGUUUCUUCUUCCCACGCUGCUUUCUGGCCCUAAGAUGCCCUCUGUGCUCUGGAAUGCGAUGAUCCACCCGCUCCUCAACAUGUCCCUCACGGGCGUCAUCUGGUACCAGGGUGAAGCGAACGCCUUAGUGAACACAGAUCUGUACAACUGCACGUUCCCAGCUCUCAUCGCGGACUGGCGCAAGACCUUCCAUGCUGGGUCUGAGGGGCAAACGCAGCCGCUCUUCCCCUUUGGGUUUGUCCAGUUAUCCACGUUCCGCCGGCAGGACCAGGAUGACAGUUUCCCCCGCAUUCGGUGGCACCAGACAGCUGACUACGGCUAUGCACCCAACAAGAGAAUGCCCAACACCUUCAUGGCCGUGGCGGUGGAUCUGUGCGACGAGCACUCGCCCUACGGCAGCAUUCACCCCCGGGAUAAACAGAACGUGGCAUAUCGGCUGCACCUGGGAGCCCGAGCUGUGGCAUAUGGAGAGAAAGGCCUGGUCUUCCAAGGCCCAUAUCCUACAAAAGUCGUGGUGGAUGGAGCCAGGGGCCUCAUUAACGUGACGUAUGGCCAGGAACUCCUGCUGCUUCUAAUGCACGACCGCAUCUUUGAGGUGUGCUGCUCUGACCGGCCCCAGCUCUCGGUGCAGGAGCCGUGCCAGUGGGUUCCAGCGCCCAUGGUGUCGGCAUCUUCCCACGCAGUGACGCUGUCCAGCCCUGGCUGCAGGGCCGCUGUCACCCGCCUGCGCUAUGCGUGGGCAGAGUGGCCGUGUGAGUACAGACAGUGUCCCCUUUACAACAAGCACCUGCUGCCAGCACCUCCGUUUGUUAUCGACUCUGCAUUAAGAACAGGCUGGGCCAACUGCUAGGAGGCGGGGUGAUGCAGAGAGAAUAUAGACUCGUAGCUAAGGCCCCAUCAAAUUCACGCUCCAUUUUGGUAAAUUUCAUUAUGAUGGGAUUUGUAAAACCUUCAAUGUAACCGUUUCAGAUAUUUAAAUCUGAAAUUUCAUGGGGGUUCUGACCCAAAAGGGGGAAGGUGGGGAGCAGUCACAAGGCUACGGUAGUGGGGACGCGAUAUUGCCACCCUUACUUCGGCGCUGCUGCUGGUGACGGCGCUGCCUUCAGACCUAGGAUCCCAGCCAGCAGCCAGGGAGAUUCCCUGGGGUGGGUCUGACCCGGACCUGGCAGCAGGCCAUGCAGGGGAAGAGGAAGUCCCUCCUGCCCCUCCACAGCACAGCCGGGACUAGCAGCUGGAGCCCAGCACAAGGUAGGAGUCCCCAGCCCUGCUCCUCCCCGGCUCAAUGCCCAGCACUUGGGGUUUAUAGGGGCCUUGGGCUGGCAGUGUGUGGAGGGGGGGAAUGACCACAGCGCCCUUAGCAGUUGCCCACAUUGCACACCCGUAAGGCCGGCCCUGCCUCUCUGCAAAAAGUAACAAACCCUCCCCCCAUACUAUGCCACCCUCACUUCUGCGCUGCUGCUGAUGGUGCUGGGUGGACAGAGAAUGGAGAGCAGCGGCUGGUGGCUGGGCACCCAGCUCGGAAGGCAGCGCAGAAGUAAGGGUUGCAAUCCUGUGGGUGUCCCCUUCCCCCCCCACCCCCACAAUAGCCAGAUUUCACCGGGGAGACCAGAUUUCUCAGUCUGUGACAUGUUUUUCACGGCUGUGAAUUUGGUAGGGCCCUACUCGUAGCCAAUGAACACUUCACUUGUCAUUUUAGGCUGAUUCCCAAAGCCGCCUGAGGACUUUGGAUACCCAUUAAAAUGAAUGGGAAUUGGACGUCAAGAUCCCCUGGGUGCUUUGGAAAUCACAUUGAUUCGAAACAGCUUCUUCUUUAUACCAUAAUGUCAUGGGUUCGGUUAGUCUAACCAGUGCCUUAACUGUAUUACAUAGGCUUUCCUGGACCAGGUCAGACCUGGGGUAAGUCCAGCCAAGUGUCCUGUUUAAUUAUAGCCAGUACCUGCCUCAUCAGAGGAACAGGCAGGGUGCCCCCUGGUGUCCUGAGGUGGAAUUACCUGCCCUCAGGAGAGGUGUCUACCUGGCUCCCAUCAUAGAAGAUUAAGGUCGGAAGAGACCUCAGGAGGUCAUCUAGUCCAAUCCCCUGCUCAAAGCAGGACCAACCCCAACUAAAUCAUCCCAGCCAGGGCUUUGUCAAGCCGGGCCUUAAAAACCUCUAAGAAUGGAGAUUCCACCACCUCCCAAGGUAACCCAUUCCAGUGCUUCACCAUCCUCCUAGUGAAAUAGUUUUUCCUAAUAUCCAACCUAGACCUCCCCUACUGCAACUUGAGACCAUUGCUCCUUGUUCUGUCAUCUGCCACCACUGAGAACAGUCUAGAUCCAUCCUCUUUGGAACCCCCCCCUUCAGGUAGUUGAAGGCUGCUAUCAAAUCCCCCCUCACUCUUCUCUUCUGCAGACUAAAUAACCCCAGUUCCAUCAGCCUCUCCUCAUAAGUCAUGUGCCCCAACCCUCUAAUCAUUUUUGUUGCCCUUCGCUGGACUGUCUCCAAUUUGUCCACAUCCUUUCUGUAGUGGGGGGGCCCAAAACUGGACGCAGUACUCCAGAUGUGGCCUCACCAGUGCCAAAUAGAGGAGAAUAAUCACUUCCCUCAAUCUGCUGGCAACGCUUCUACUAAUGCAGUCCAAUAUGCUGUUGGCCUUCUUGGCAACAAGGGCACACUGCUGACUCAUAUCCAGCUUCUCGUCCACUGUAAUCCCCAGGUCCUUUUCUGCAGAACUGCCACUUAGCCAGUCGGUCCCCAGCCUGUAGCUGUUCAUGGGAUUCUUCCAUCCUAUGUGCAGAACUCUGCACUUGUCCUUGUUGUACCUCAUCAGAUUUAUAUAUGUCCUAAUAAUUAUUUGACCCUCUAAUGUAACUAUAAAUGUUUUCCAUAUCCAUGUAAACAUUCAGUUCUCUAAAUAUUGAGUCCUGCUAAGCUCUUGGCCUCAGUGAUAUCUCGUGGCAGUGAGUUCCAUUGUUCAAUUAUGCUGUGGGGUAACAGUGCACUUUACCCUGUCACUGUGCCACAGGCUGUGCCUGGAAGUUGGUGUCCUGGCGCUCUCUGUGUAGAUUUAGGUAGCAUCUGUAGCCUGUGUGGAGGGCUGCAGUCUGUAAGGAACUCCAUCACGUUCUCCGGGACAGUAACUGGGCAAAGUCCGUUGGGCAUUGCCAGGUGGCUCUCUAACCUGCUGUGACAUUAUAUGAUUAAAAUAUGACCACGUAGAUCAUUGUUGCUACCACGGUUACAUAAUUGCAACAAAUCUUGUACAAAAUAUGUCACAUAAGGUGUCAAUGGAAACGUUAUGAUUCGUGGAAUAUGAUUAUCCUAUUUGUAUGUAUGUAUCGUUGUUGUGUCUGACGUUACGAAUAUUGACUAUGUACCUGUAUUUCGAAUGUGUUUGCUCCUGGGCAACACCCACAGGGUAUCAAGUAUCAGAGGGGUAGCCGUGUUAGUCUGGAUCUGUAAAAAGCAACAAAGAGUCCUGUGGCACCUUAUAGACUAACAGAUGUA
Molecule: messenger RNA, 4189 nt
Organism: Malaclemys terrapin pileata
Lineage: Eukaryota; Metazoa; Chordata; Testudines; Emydidae
Gene: SIAE
Product: sialic acid acetylesterase
Exons: 10
Coding region: 83-1555 (490 amino acids)
Biological process (GO): carbohydrate metabolic process
Molecular function (GO): sialate O-acetylesterase activity
Source: RefSeq, a predicted model, not a curated record